This is a messenger RNA of Selaginella moellendorffii, 2601 nucleotides long. Its product is annotated as protein LYK5. Bases 397 to 2508 code for a protein of 703 amino acids. Gene Ontology annotation, molecular function: protein kinase activity; ATP binding. Lineage: Eukaryota; Viridiplantae; Streptophyta; Lycopodiopsida; Selaginellales; Selaginellaceae. The record is from RefSeq and is a predicted model, not a curated record. The transcript has a single exon. Gene Ontology annotation, biological process: protein phosphorylation.
CAUAAACAUGGCUGUCAAGAACCAAAUUAUCCUAUUGAGGAGCCAAUAGAUCUGACAAAGAUUACUGUUUAAUUGCGACCACAUCUCCAAAUCUUCCCUUGUAAUUGUCGAAACUUCCCGCCGUGUUGACCCGUGCUUGAAUGGGGCACCAAAUCCCACUCGGUGUUCGGUCAAGCUCGAGACGUUACGUGUCAGCCCCGGCACAUGUACGACCCAAUGGAGCCCCGCCAGCGUGGCAUCGCCAUAGUUGACUGGAUCGUUUAACACUGUCUCGCUAAUUGGAAGGACUGGCUAUGGCGGCCAUCGCCUAGGACGAACGCUCCGUGGAAGAAGAUUCGCUGCUAGCCUCGAGCCGCAUGACAUAGGUGGGUGACUUCUAAAUCUUUUCCCAUUCCAAUGGCGAUCGCGGGGGCUAGAUUUCCGAUGCCGCUGCGGCGAUCGCCAUCGCCACUGCUCGGGAUGAUCUCCACCGCUUUGCUGGUUCUCCUGCUGCUAUGGAGCGAUCCAUCCGCGAAUGCCCAGCAAGCCUACAUCGAAUCCGACCAAGAGGGCUAUAGCUGCGUCAGUAACUCCACUUCCUGCCAGGCCUACGCAGCGUACCGAGCUCUCCAGGGCGACACUCUCCAGUCGGUCGGCCUCCGCUUUCGAUUGAGCGUGGAGCAGCUCGCCGAGGCCUCGCAAAUCGCCCAGUCCGCGACGCUCGUCCCCGACCAGGUCCUCCUCAUCCCCUUGAACUGCUCCUGCGCCUCCGGACGCUCCCAGUUCAACGCCACCUACAUCAUCCAGUCAGGAGAUACGCUCUAUCUCGUCUCCAACGGGACCUUCCAAGGAUUGACGACGUACCAGGCGGUGGAGCGCGCAAACCCACUGGCGGUUCCCACGAACUUGCAGCCUGGCGAUUCGAUAGUCUUCCCCAUCCGCUGCGCAUGCCCGAGCUCCGCACAAGUCGCCGCGGGGGUGACGUCGCUGGUGACUUACAGCAUCUGGCCGGGGGAGAUCUUGGACGGGAUCGCCAGGGCCUGGAACGUUUCACGGACUCGGCUAGCUUCCGAUAAUACGGUGUCCGGGAGUGCUGUCCAGGACUCCAACUUGCAAGCCUUCACGACACUGCUGCUAAGGGCGAGCCAAGACCCGCCACCGCUGCCUCGCCAGACGCUUUCGCCGGCGGCUCCGCCUCCCGCGAAUAAUCCCCCAAAUAAUUCUCCUUCUCCGGACUCUUCGUCGUCUUCCGGCAGCAACACUGGGAUGUACGUUGGCAUUGCAGUGGCCUGCGUAGCGGCGGUUCUUCUCGUCGUCCUGGCGCUCGUCAUCUUCUACAGGCGGAGGCCGAGAAAGGUGACGAAGGCGUCCUUGCAGAAGUCCAGCUAUGGCCACGGCGGCAGCAAGGAUGACCGCAACUUUGGCGCGUUUGGGAGCUCCGUGAGCAGCAGCUACGCCGAGCCGUCGAAAGAGCAGCCGUCUCCGCACGCACCUCUCCUUGCGGGGAUGCAUGGCCUCGUCGACUCGGAGAGGCCAGUCGUGUUCUCGUAUGAGGAGCUCUGCGACGCCACAAACAACUUCAGUGCUUCUCAUCUCAUCCAAGGUUCUGUUUACCGGGGAAUACUCCGGAAGCAGCUGGUUGCCAUCAAGGAGAUGAAGGGAGGAACCACGUCCCAGGAGCUGAAAAUCCUGUGCAAAGUCCACCACAGCAACCUGGUGAAGCUGAUUGGAAUUUGCAGCGGUGACGACAAGCUGUUCCUGGUUUACGAGUAUGCCGACAAUGGCUCCUUGAGCAGCUGCCUCCAUAACAGGACCCCUGCCGCUACUGCGAUGUCUAAGAUAGAGAACGCUCCCAUGGGCUCGGCGUCGGUGUCUUCGGCUUUCCUGAGCUGGAACACGAGACUCCAGGUAGCUAUGGACGUUGCCACGGGCCUCGAGUACAUUCACGACUACACCAAGCCCAGCUUCGUGCACAAGGACGUGAAGAGCAGCAACAUAUUGCUGGACGCCAAUCUGCGUGCCAAAGUUGCCAACUUCGGGAUGGCCAGACUGGUGAACGAUGCGGCUCUCACCAAGCACAUUGCCGGAACGCAGGGAUAUAUGUCUCCGGAGUACCUGACGCAUGGUUUUGUCACCACCAAAGUGGACGUAUAUGCCUUCGGCGUUGUACUGCUGGAGCUCUUCACGGGACGGGAGGCCAUUCUCAGCACGGGCACCGGCUCGGAAAAGCAGUACUUGGCCGACGCGUUUGUGAAGCUGACCGACGGGUUUGCUGGUGACGACAAUGAUGAGAAGAUUGAGAAGCUCAAGCACUGGGCUGAUCCCAUCUUGGACAAUGCGGUCCCUUGGGACAUAGCUCUCAACUUUGUGGAGGUGGCGAGAUCCUGUGUGGACGCUGAUCCGGAUGCGCGGCCCAAUACGAAAGACGUAACUUUUAAGCUCUCCAAGCUGCUGGAGAGCUCCCUGGAGUGGGAAACAGCUGCAGUUUUGAGUAGGAGGUAUAAUACUGCUCCACUGGAGGGGAGAUAACUGUUCUCUGUCUUGCCUGUGUGUAUGUUCUACAAAGAACGCAUAUGAAAAGCGAAAAAGUAAAAUAGACCGAGAUUUACUUGGAUGUCAAAA